AUGGCACUUACCAAUGGCACCUUCUUCAAGCCAUCUCUCUUCACACUGGUUGGAGUUCCAGGCCUUGAAUCAGUGCAGCACUGGAUCGGGAUCCCGUUCUUCAUCUCUUUCAUCCUGGCCGUGAUUGGAAAUGGCCUCCUCAUCACCAUCAUCCACACUGAGCGUAGUCUUCAUGAGCCCAUGUAUAUCUUUUUAGCUGUGUUGGCAGCUACUGACCUAGGCCUGACUCUGUGCAUUACCCCUAAAAUGCUGGUGAUCUUUUGGCUGCACUCAAGGGAGAUUCAGUUUGACUGCUGUCUAAUCCAGAUGUAUUUCACUCACACUUUCCAGUGCAUGGAGUCCGGCAUACUCCUUGCCAUGGCCUUUGACCGUUAUGUGGCUAUCUGUGAGCCCCUGAGACAUUCUGCUAUCUUCACGAAGAAGGUGCUCAUCAGCAUCAUCACAGUUGUGACCAUUCGGGCAUCUCUUACCAUCAUCAUGUGUCCACUUCUAAUGAAGUUGCAUUUCCGGACCACAGUCAUCUCUCAUUCCUACUGUGCGCACGUGGCUGUGGUAACGCUGGCUGCAGAAAAUGUCAGAAUCAAUAAAGCUUAUGGACUGCUUGUGGCUUUCUCAGUCCUUGGAUUUGACGUGAUCUUUAUCUUCUUGUCCUAUGCCUUUAUCUUCCAGGCUGUCUUUAAAUUGUCGCAAAAGGAGGCACGACUCAAGGCAUUCAACACGUGCACAGCCCACAUCUUUGUCUUUCUCCAAUUCUAUAUUCUCACAUUUUUUACAUCCUUCAUACAUAGAUUUGGCUUCAAUGUUGCUCCUUAUGUGCACAUUCUUCUAUCCAACCUUUAUCUGCUUGUUCCUCCCCUGCUUAACCCUAUUGUCUAUGGAGUAAAGACUAAACAGAUCCGAGAGACAGUUAUCAAAAUGUUCACUCCUAAGAAUUAA
This is a messenger RNA of Equus caballus (horse), 936 nucleotides long. Lineage: Eukaryota; Metazoa; Chordata; Mammalia; Perissodactyla; Equidae. The record is from RefSeq and is a predicted model, not a curated record.